AUGUCAGACACCGAGAAUAUUGAUAUUACAAAUCUUAGUGAGGGGAAGAUUGAUAAGUACAUUCAGUAAUUAGAGAACUCGAUUCUAAAAAGAACAACGAUGUACGGUUUGGAUGAUUUAACAAUGAUGAGAUAGAAUCAAAUCUUGUGCAAAUUGUUGAAUCAGCAGGGUCUCAUAGCUCUGCAAAAAUAAAAUUAUGAAUAAUGCAUCGAAUAUUUGCGAAAAGCUGAAUUGGCAACCAUUUACGUUCCCGAAUUAAAGGUUUAAACUUUUAAUAAUUUGGCUUGCUAUUAUAGAAAGAUGGGCAAAACUAGAACUGCACUUCAAUAUUUACAAUAGGCUUUGGCGAUUGAAUUACAAUAAAAACAAUCCACUUCACUCCCCGACAUCUACCUAAAUCUCUGUGCAGUUCUUUCCUAAUUAGAAAGACACGAAGAAGCCAUCCAACACAUCUAUUUGUCAAUCAUCAUGUUGCAACAUGAAUUACUCAUUUCAUCCUUUUAAAAGCAUGAGCAAAGAUAAGAUCAGCCAAAUGAGCAAACUUUCCCAUCGAGAUAGUCAAGUGUCUAAUAUGUGAAUAGUGUCAAAUCUCAUUGUAAUGAAAGUAAGAAGGUACAAGAGAGAAUGUCUAUUUUGGUGGUUGCAUAUCAUAAUUUGGGAGUUGAAAUGGAACAUCUAAAAUUAUAAUUUGAAUCCAAGAAAAUAUUUCAAUCCGCCUUACAAUUAUCAGAGUAGUGUCUACCUCAAGAACAUCAUUUAAGGCAUGCUCUAGAGGAUAUCAUCAAAAAAUACAAUCCUGAAUAAUAACAAUAGGGGAAUGAGUAACUUACACUCAAACCGCUUCUUCCUAAAGUUCAUCAAAAAAAUUCGGAACUUAGAUAAAUAUAUAAGAGUGUCUCUCCCAAAUAAAUCCUCAAAAGGAAUACCUAAUUAUAAUAAUAGAAAAACAAUCAUUUUAAUAAUCUAAAGUUUACUAAAAAGAAUUCAUAUAGUGAAACAUAUCGACUUGAAAGAGACAGAAUCAUGAGUAUCAAUGCAACCACUGAGGUUAUUAUCAAGAAUUUAGAAAACAAAGAUAUCAGCAAUCUUCCAUAUUUAAAAACAGCCCUAGAUACCGUUAAUUAAACAUCUAUAUUUUGA
Molecule: messenger RNA, 1140 nt
Organism: Paramecium tetraurelia
Lineage: Eukaryota; Ciliophora; Oligohymenophorea; Peniculida; Parameciidae
Exons: 5
Molecular function (GO): protein binding
Source: RefSeq, a predicted model, not a curated record